Messenger RNA from Pararge aegeria (speckled wood butterfly), 4870 nucleotides. RefSeq names its product perilipin-4. The record is from RefSeq and is a predicted model, not a curated record. Gene Ontology annotation, cellular component: plasma membrane. Lineage: Eukaryota; Metazoa; Arthropoda; Insecta; Lepidoptera; Nymphalidae. The transcript is spliced from 34 exons. The coding region runs from base 255 to 3596 and encodes 1113 amino acids.
UCACUUUGGUCGUUGCUCGCUUCUUGUAUUGUUCAGUGGAAAUGCGAAUAGUGAUUGGCUAAGUUCGGAUUUCGUCUAUUCUGGCACUUGCGGUGUGAUCUUGAAGGUUGCGGUGUGCGGAUAUUAUUACUCGAUUUGUAUUGCGAAAUAGCGCUAAGUUAAAAUUAGUGCGACACUCAAUUAUUUUGUGUACAAAAUUGUUGUGAAUUAAUUAAUUAUUUGUGUGGUUGCAACUGUUCCGAGGAAAAUACAAAAUGUUCAGCGGAAUCGCAGGUGCGUUUCGAAGCAUUGGAGAAAAAACUGCAUCACUCUUCGAUCGGAAGAAGAAAGAUGCAGAGCAACUCGCUUCGGAGAAGGUCUCCGAGGCGGCGCACGUUGUUGAAGACCAGGUCAAGAAGGCUGGAGAGCUAGUCACCGGUGCGGAGAAGAGUGCAUCUGAUGCUGCUAACUCUGCUGCCAACGCUAGAAAUUCAGCAAUCGAUGCCCUGGAUAAAGAACUAGCGAAAGUAUCCGUUGCAGCUGGUGAAGCAAAGGACGCCGCUAACAAAGCUGUGGCAGAUGGCAAGAAAGUCGUUGAUACUACUAAAGAUACUCUCGCUACAACAGUAGAUAACACUAAAAAGGCCGCAGAGUCUGCUAUAACUUCAGCAAAAGAAACAGUAUCAACUGCUUUACAAAGCACUGUAGAUACAACGCAGAAAACAGCACAAUCUGCUAUUGAUACCGGAAAGUCGUACGCUUUAGGCGCUAAAGAUACUGUAUCGAGUACAUUACAAAACACUGUGGAUACGACGCAGAAAACAGCACAAUCUGCUUUUGAUACUGGAAAGUCAUACGCUAUAGGCGCUAAAGAUACUGUAUCAAGCACAUUACAAAGCACUGUAGAUACAACGCAGAAAACGGCACAAUCUGCUUUCGAUACCGCAAAGUCAUACGCUUUAGGCGCUAAAGAUACCGUAUCGAGCACUUUACAGAGCACUGUAGAUACAACGCAAAAAACGGCACAGUCUGCUUUUGAUACCGGAAAGUCAUACGCUUUAGGCGCUAAAGAUACCGUAUCGAGCACAUUACAAAGCACUGUAGAUACAACACAGAAAACGGCACAAUCUGCUUUUGAUACCGGAAAGUCGUACGCUUUAGGCGCUAAAGAUACUGUAUCUAGCACAUUACAGAGCACUGUAGAUACAACGCAAAAAAGUGCACAGUCUGCUUUUGAUACCGGAAAGUCAUACGCUUUAGGCGCUAAAGAUACCGUAUCGAGCACUUUACAGAGCACUGUAGAUACAACGCAAAAAACGGCACAGUCUGCUUUUGAUACCGGAAAGUCAUACGCUUUAGGCGCUAAAGAUACCGUAUCGAGCACUUUACAAAGCACUGUAGAUACAACGCAGAAAACGGCACAGUCUGCUUUUGAUACCGGAAAGUCAUACGCUUUAGGCGCUAAAGAUACUGUAUCUAGUACAUUACAGAGCACUGUAGAUACAACGCAAAAAACUGCACAGUCUGCUUUUGAUACCGGAAAGUCAUACGCUUUAGGCGCUAAAGAUACCGUAUCGAGCACUUUACAGAGCACUGUAGAUACAACGCAAAAAACGGCACAGUCUGCUUUUGAUACCGGAAAGUCAUACGCUUUAGGCGCUAAAGAUACUGUAUCGAGCACUUUACAGAGCACUGUAGAUACAACGCAAAAAACGGCACAGUCUGCUUUUGAUACCGGAAAGUCAUACGCUUUAGGCGCUAAAGAUACUGUAUCGAGCACAUUACAAAGCACUGUAGAUACAACGCAGAAAACUGCACAAUCUGCUUUUGAUACCGGAAAGUCAUACGCUAUAGGCGCUAAAGAUACUGUGGCAAAUACUAUUCAAAGCACGGUUGAUAGUUCCAAAAAAACGGCUGAAUCAGCUCUCGAAACAGGAAAAUCUUAUGCUACAAGCGCAAAAGAUACUGUUGCAAGCACUGUUAAUAAUUCUGUAGAAGAAACUAAGAAUAUUGCAAAUUCAGCAGCUGAAGCGACCAAAACUUACAUGGAUAGCGCCAAAGAUUCAGCACAAACCACUUUGCAAUCAGCAUUGGAUUUUUCAACUGGUUAUGCGUUUUCUGCUUAUGACCUUGGAAAGUCAUAUUUAGAUAGUGCUAAAGAAACUGUUGUAAGUACUGUAGACAGUACAAAAAAAGCUGCUGAAAAUACUGUAGAAGUCGGAAAAUCUUACAUGGAUACUGCAAAAGAUACGGUUCAGAGCACAUUUCAAAGUACUGUAGAUUCCACAAAAUCAGCUGCGUCAUCAGCAUUUGAGACAGGAAAAUCCUAUGUUGACACUGCGAAAGAUUCAGUUGCUAAUACUGUGCACUCAACUGUAGAUACCACUAAAAAUGUUGCCACAUCAGCCGUAGAAACUGUGAAAGAUACAGCAGCAAGCACUAUAGAUACAACCAAAAAUGUUGCGGCAUCUGUUGUUGAUAAAAGUUCUUCUUUGUUAGGGAGUGCUAAAGAUACAUUAGCAAACACUGUACACGCGACUGUAGAUACCACUAAAAGCGUAGCGGUAGCAGCUGUUGAUAAAGGAUCAUCAUUAGUAGGUGCAGCUAAAGAUACUGUAGUCAGCACAGUAGACACGGCCAAAAAUGUAGCAGCUUCCGCGGUAGAUAAGGGUGUCGCAAUUGUUGGUAGUGCUAAAGAAACGGUAGCAAACACCGUUCAAUCUACGGUAGAUACAACUAAAAGUGUAGCAUCGUCCGCUGCUGAUAAGGGCGCUUCUCUCGUGGAAACAGCUAAAGGCACUGUAGCAAGCACAUUUGAUACAACAAAGAAUGUAGCUUCAUCAGCAGUAGAUAAAGGUUUUUCAUUAGUGGGCACUGCUAAAGAUACGCUAUCCAGCACUGUAGAUACCACAAAAAACGUAGCGGCUUCCGCUGCCGAUAAAGGGGCAUCACUGUUUGGAUCUGCGAAAGAUACAGUAUCAAGCACAGUAGACACGACUAAGAAUGUGGUUGGCUCUGUGUACGAUAAGAGUGCUUCAGUAGUUUUAGGCGCCAAAGAUACAAUAACGUCUUCGGUUGAGGGCUCCGCCGAUAAUGCCGCAGAUAACACUAAUAGCUUUAUUGAUAGUGCAAAAGAUCUAAUUACAAGCAAAAUGGAUGGCAAAAAAGAAAAUGCUGCGACAGCUAUAGAUAUAAGCGGAACUACAGAAGAAUCAUUCGGUACCGACUCUAUCAACGCGACAGUAGACACGACGAAAAAGACGGCAGAGGAAGCAAAAGCGCAAGCUCUGAAAGCUGCCGAGGCUGCCAAAGAGGAGGCUAAGAGGGCUGCCAACGCAGCAGUGGAAGAGUCGAAGAAGGCGGCUGAAAAAGCCGCAGCCGACGCCAGCAACGCUGUUCACAGCACAGUCGACAGCACUCUGAAGAGGGUUGAGGAUGCCGCCGACCAGGGCCUGAAGAACGCCGGGCAAGUCGUCGACGCUAAGAUCAAGGACGCAGACAAGUACUUGAGCGAGAAGCGGGAUACGCUGGUGUCCAACUUUUCCAACGCAGCACACGAUGGUGCUCAGGGUGCAGCCGGACUCCUCAGCAAGGGGCUUGCAACCUUCCCCAAGUAACCACCUUCGCUUCUCCCCAUCAGUCACCAACUCAUCCCACAUCUGCCUACAUAACUUGGGAAACUAACAGACUGCAUUGUACAUUAUAUUUUUACACACAGACAAAUAAAAAAAACUACGUUUUGUUAUUGCAUUAUAUUACAUUUUAAGCGCAGACUAAAAGGUAAUAGCGCGUAUACUUGCGCUUGCGCAUAUAUACGUGAGCGGAAAGUUUGAUAAUAACGGCACACUAUAUUUAAUCCUGUAGUAGUUAAUUUAAUAAUGUAGUAUCCGCAAAUACGUACAAACAUACAGUUAAAAGUGCUGAAUGUUAAUUUUUAAAUAUUGAAAAUGAAUGCCCCAUUUAAUUAAGUUUGUAAAGUUGAACAAAUAGCAAAAAAAAAAUGGGAAAUUUAGAUUAUACGUUCUUGUUUGGAAAUUACGAUAUGUGCGACACACAGUGUCAUACGUACUAUGUUUUGUUUCGCACAAAAUUGUUGUGCUCUAAUGCUAAGGUUCUGGUUGGCUGGCUUCUCUAGACCUGUUUUUUUAAUUAGAAUACCAUUCUAAUUUCUUUUUUUUUUUGCCAAACAUCUGAUGAAAAAUAACUGUAAAACUUCAAAGACUUCAAUGUUCAGUUACGUUUCCCAUCUCAAUUCGUUAGUUAUAAAUGUUUAACAUUUUGUUUUUAAGUUGUAUGUAAACAUUUAAUAUUUUUAAGAAAAUUAUAUGAAGCUAAAUUUUAAUAACGUAAGCUUAUUUGGAUUACCAUUCAUGUUUAAUAGUACCGGCUCGAUUCUGGGACUAUUUAUGUGAUUUAUUUUCAUUUGAAUUGGCAUAGUUCUUUAUAGCAUUCAAUCUGGAUUAUCUAAUAUGAACGCUCUCAAAAUAGCGUAGUUACUCAUAAGUUUCGUGCUUCAUACAAUUUGUGUUUAAGGCUUACAUUUGUAUCAAUACUAUUUUAAAUUAUAGUUCUAAUUGUUAAGUUUACUAUUAAGGAAAUUUGUUUUGUUAUUAAUGCAUUUGGUAUGCAUUUUCAAUUUGAUAAAAUAAUGCUUUGCAGGUACCGUCCAAAUAUUGCCUUUACAAAUAACAGAUUUAAUAUGAAUAUAUUAUUAUAUGAAACAAUUAGUGCUUUUACAAUAAUUCAUAAAACAACUGCUUUGCAGUCUUUUUUAUAUCGAAUUUUAAGCCACACCUCAUAAAUAUUGUCUCUAUUUUACAUUAUGAUAUGGUAUAAAUACUUGCAUACAAACAUGGUUAAAUAAUUUGCAAUUUACGCUAUUAAGGAAAAA